UCCCUGAUGGCCCAGCAGAUAAAGAAUCUCCCUGCAAUGCAGGAAACACAGGAGAUGCAGAGAAAUUCAACACCUAUGUGACCCUGAAGGUGCAGAAUGUCAAAAGCACGACCAUCGCGGUCCGAGGCAGCCAGCCCAGCUGGGAGCAGGAUUUCAUGUUUGAGAUUAAUCGCCUGGAUCUGGGGCUGACGGUGGAGGUGUGGAACAAGGGUCUCAUCUGGGACACGAUGGUGGGCACUGUGUGGAUCCCCCUGAGGACCAUCCGCCAGUCCAAUGAAGAGGGCCCUGGAGAGUGGCUGACCCUGGACUCGCAGGUCAUCAUGGCGGACAGUGAGAUCUGCGGCACCAAGGAUCCCACCUUCCACCGCAUCCUCCUUGACACCCGCUUUGAGCUGCCCUUAGAUAUCCCCGAAGAGGAGGCCCGUUACUGGGCCAAGAAGCUGGAGCAGCUGAACGCCAUGCGGGACCAGGAUGAGUAUGCAUUCCAGGAUGAACAGGACAAGCCUCUUCCCGUUCCCAGUAAUCAGUGUUGCAACUGGAAUUAUUUUGGCUGGGGUGAGCAGCAGAAUGAUGACCCUGACAGUGCAGUGGAUGAUCGAGACAGUGACUACCGCAGUGAGACAAGUAACAGCAUCCCGCCGCCCUAUUACACGACGUCCCAGCCCAAUGCCUCAGUCCACCAAUAUUCCGUCCGCCCACCACCCCUGGGUUCCCGGGAAUCCUACAGUGACUCCAUGCACAGCUAUGAGGAGCUCUCAGAGCCGCGGGCCCUCAGCCCCACAGGCAGCAGCCGCUACGCCUCCUCAGGGGAGCUGAGCCAAGGCAGUUCGCAGCUGAGCGAGGACUUCGACCCGGAUGAGCAGAGCCUGCAGGGCUCUGAGCUGGAGGACGAGCGGGACCGGGAUUCCUACCACUCCUGCCACAGCUCGGUCAGCUACCACAAGGACUCGCCGCGCUGGGACCAGGAUGAGGACGAGCUGGACGAGGAGCUGGAUGAGGACCUGGAGGACUUCCUGGAGGAGGAGGAGCUACCUGAAGACGAGGAGGAGCUGGAGGAGGAGGUGCCGGAUGACAUCCGAGGCUACGCCACGCGAGAGGAGGCGGCUGUGGCCGAGCCCAAGGACUUCAAGCGCGUCAGCCUUCCACCCACCGCCCCCGAGAGGGAGGACAAGGCCCCGGCCAUGCCCACCGAGGCCCCCGACGUACCCAAGGUGGCCCCCGAGCCAGCCGUGCCUGAGGACGCGCCCGCCUCUGAGCGGGAGCCUGAGGCCCCCAAGGCUGAGGAGAGUUUCAGGCCUCGAGAAGGUGAGGAAGGCCAAGAGGGUCAGGACUCCGUGUCCAGAGCCAAGGCCAACUGGCUGCGAGCCUUCAACAAAGUGCGGCUGCAGCUGCAAGAGGCCCGGGGAGAAGGAGAAAUGUCCAAGUCCCUGUGGUUCAAAGGCGGCCCUGGCGGUGGUCUCAUCAUCAUUGAUAGCAUGCCGGACAUCCGCAAGAGGAAGCCAAUCCCACUCGUGAGCGACCUGUCCCUGGUCCAGUCCAGAAAAGCAGGCAUCACCUCGGCCUUGGCAUCCAGCACUUUGAACAACGAAGAGCUGAAAAAUCACGUUUACAAGAAGACCCUGCAAGCCUUAAUCUACCCCAUCUCGUGCACGACGCCGCACAACUUCGAGGUGUGGACGGCCACCACACCCACCUACUGCUACGAGUGUGAGGGGCUGCUGUGGGGCAUCGCGCGGCAGGGCAUGCGCUGUACCGAGUGCGGUGUCAAGUGCCACGAGAAGUGCCAGGACCUGCUCAACGCGGACUGUCUGCAGCGGGCGGCGGAGAAGAGCUCCAAGCACGGGGCGGAGGACAGGACGCAGAACAUCAUCAUGGUGCUCAAGGACCGCAUGAAGAUCCGGGAGCGCAACAAGCCCGAGAUCUUCGAGCUCAUCCAGGAGAUCUUCGCGGUGACCAAGACUGCGCACACGCAGCAGAUGAAGGCGGUCAAGCAGAGCGUGCUGGACGGAACAUCCAAGUGGUCGGCCAAGAUCAGCAUCACUGUGGUCUGUGCCCAGGGUUUGCAGGCAAAGGACAAGACGGGAUCCAGUGACCCCUAUGUCACCGUCCAAGUCGGGAAGACCAAGAAACGGACAAAAACCAUCUAUGGAAACCUGAACCCCGUGUGGGAGGAGAACUUUCACUUUGAAUGCCACAACUCCUCAGACCGAAUCAAGGUGCGUGUCUGGGAUGAGGACGACGACAUUAAAUCUCGCGUGAAGCAGCGGUUCAAGAGGGAAUCCGAUGACUUCCUGGGUCAGACGAUCAUCGAGGUGCGGACACUCAGUGGCGAGAUGGACGUGUGGUACAACCUGGACAAGCGGACUGACAAAUCUGCUGUGUCAGGCGCCAUCCGGCUACACAUCAGUGUGGAGAUCAAAGGUGAAGAGAAGGUGGCUCCGUACCACGUCCAGUACACCUGUUUGCACGAGAACCUGUUCCACUUCGUGACAGAUGUGCAGAACAAUGGGGUUGUGAAGAUCCCAGAUGCCAAGGGUGACGACGCCUGGAAAGUUUACUAUGAUGAGACAGCCCAGGAGAUUGUAGAUGAAUUUGCCAUGCGCUAUGGCGUCGAGUCCAUCUACCAAGCCAUGACCCACUUUGCCUGCCUCUCUUCCAAAUACAUGUGUCCCGGGGUGCCUGCCGUCAUGAGCACCCUGCUUGCCAACAUCAACGCCUAUUAUGCUCACACCACCGCCUCCACCAACGUGUCUGCCUCCGACCGCUUCGCCGCCUCCAACUUUGGGAAAGAGCGCUUUGUGAAGCUCCUGGACCAGCUGCAUAACUCCCUGCGGAUCGACCUCUCCAUGUAUCGGAAUAACUUCCCAGCCAGCAGUCCAGAGAGACUCCAGGACCUCAAAUCCACUGUGGACCUUCUCACCAGCAUCACCUUCUUUCGGAUGAAGGUACAAGAACUCCAGAGCCCACCCCGAGCCAGCCAGGUGGUGAAGGACUGUGUGAAAGCCUGCCUCAACUCUACUUAUGAGUACAUCUUCAACAAUUGUCAUGAACUCUACAGUCGAGAGUACCAGACUGACCCGGCCAAGAAAGGGGAAGUUCCCCCGGAGGAACAGGGCCCCAGCAUCAAGAACCUCGACUUCUGGUCCAAGCUGAUCACUCUCAUAGUGUCCAUCAUUGAGGAAGACAAAAAUUCGUACACUCCUUGCCUCAAUCAGUUUCCCCAGGAAUUGAACGUGGGUAAAAUCAGCGCUGAAGUGAUGUGGAAUCUGUUUGCCCAGGAUAUGAAGUAUGCAAUGGAGGAGCAUGAUAAGCAUCGCCUGUGCAAGAGUGCCGACUACAUGAACCUCCACUUCAAGGUCAAAUGGCUCUACAAUGAGUAUGUGGCUGAGCUGCCUGCCUUUAAGGACCGAGUGCCCGAGUAUCCUGCGUGGUUUGAGCCCUUUGUCAUCCAGUGGCUGGACGAGAAUGAGGAAGUGUCCCGAGAUUUCUUACAUGGAGCCCUGGAGAGAGACAAGAAGGAUGGGUUCCAGCAGACUUCAGAGCAUGCCCUGUUCUCCUGCUCCGUGGUGGAUGUCUUCUCCCAGCUCAAUCAGAGCUUUGAGAUCAUCAAGAAACUCGAGUGUCCUGACCCCCAGAUUGUGGGGCACUACAUGAGGCGCUUUGCCAAGACCAUCAGUAAUGUGCUCCUCCAGUAUGCAGACAUCAUCUCCAAGGACUUUGCUUCCUACUGCUCCAAGGAGAAGGAGAAAGUGCCCUGCAUCCUCAUGAACAACACUCAGCAGCUGAGAGUUCAGCUGGAGAAGAUGUUCGAAGCCAUGGGAGGGAAGGAGCUGGAUGCCGAGGCCAGUGACAUCUUGAAGGAGCUACAGGUGAAACUCAACAACGUCUUGGAUGAGCUCAGCCGGGUGUUUGCUACCAGCUUCCAGCCGCACAUUGAAGACUGUGUCAAGCAGAUGGGUGACAUCCUUAGCCAGGUGAAAGGCACAGGCAAUGUGCCAGCCAGUGCCUGCAGCAGCGUGGCCCAGGAUGCUGACAAUGUGCUACAACCCAUCAUGGACCUGCUGGAUAGCAACCUGACUCUCUUUGCCAAAAUCUGUGAGAAGACGGUGCUGAAGCGGGUGCUGAAGGAGUUAUGGAAGCUGGUCAUGAACACCAUGGAGAAGACCAUCGUCCUGCCACCCCUCACUGACCAGACGGGCACCCUCUUGAGAAAACAUGGCAAGGGAUUAGAAAAGGGCAGGGUGAAAUUGCCAAGCCACUCAGAUGGCACCCAGAUGAUCUUCAAUGCAGCCAAGGAGCUGGGUCAGCUAUCUAAACUCAAGGACCACAUGGUACGAGAAGAAGCCAAGAGCUUGACCCCGAAGCAGUGUGCAGUUGUUGAGCUGGCCCUGGACACUAUCAAGCAAUACUUCCAUGCAGGUGGCGUGGGCCUCAAGAAAACUUUCCUGGAGAAGAGCCCAGACCUGCAGUCCCUGCGCUACGCCCUGUCCCUCUACACGCAGGCCACCGACCUGCUCAUCAAGACAUUCGUGCAGACGCAGUCGGCCCAGGGCUCGGGUGUGGAAGACCCUGUGGGUGAAGUCUCCGUCCAUGUAGAGCUCUUCACUCAUCCAGGAACUGGGGAACACAAGGUCACAGUGAAAGUGGUGGCUGCCAAUGAUCUCAAGUGGCAGACUUCUGGCAUUUUCCGGCCAUUCAUCGAGGUCAACAUCAUUGGGCCCCAGCUCAGUGACAAGAAACGCAAGUUUGCGACCAAAUCCAAGAACAACAGCUGGGCCCCCAAGUACAAUGAGAGCUUUCAGUUCACGCUGAGCGCCGACACUGGCCCUGAGUGCUACGAGCUGCAGGUGUGCGUCAAGGACUACUGCUUCGCGCGCGAGGACCGCACGGUGGGGCUGGCCGUGCUGCAGCUGCGCGAGCUGGUCCAGCGCGGGAGCGCCGCCUGCUGGUUGCCCCUGGGCCGCCGCAUCCACAUGGACGACACGGGCCUCACGGUGCUGCGCAUCCUGUCGCAACGCAGCAAUGACGAGGUGGCCAAGGAAUUCGUCAAGCUCAAGUCGGACACGCGCUCCGCCGAGGAGGGCGGUGCCGCGCCUGCCCCCUAGUGCGGGGCACGCAGGCAGGCGCCAUUGCGCCUGCGCAGAGCGCGCAGGGCGGGGCGGUGUCUGCGCGCUUGGACCUCCCUGAGGGCGAGUCUCCGGGCUCUGAACGGAAGGCAUCCUGCCUUUGCACCUUUGAUUUAGUUUCCCAUUCUGGGGAAAGGUGAAUGGCAACGCCCCGCCCCCUCAGGAGGCCUUGCGCCAGGGAAAGAGGAAGGAAGAAGCCACAUCCCCCCUACUUGAGGCCACUCCCCCAGCGUCUAGGGGCUUUUCGAGCUGGAAUGGGAUGAAAACCAGCCCCUAGAGAGGAGGCCAGGUCCCAGAGCUGUGUUACCUGGACGCCCUGCCUCCUGCCCCCUGGAAAAGCCAUAAGAUGGGUCCCAACCUUUGGGGCCCGAGACCAAUUUGCCAAGUAUGGAACUCUCAGCUCCCUUGAGGGGCGGGCCUUGGGCGAGGGACAGGGUUUCCUGGCGCGCCCUCUGGGGUGGUGUGGGGACUGGAGGGGCUCGGGUGGUGGUUAGAGAGCCCCCCACCAAGGUGGACCAGAGUCCCUUUUGAUGUUUGUGCGAAAAAUAAACAGGGAAGGGGGGAGGAUGGGAUUUCAAAAGCACAUGCGCUCUCGGGCGCCCAAACCCGGCCAAGGGGUCGGCUCUGGGGCAUCCAAGCUGCCCCAGCUUCCCUACGGGGUUUUGCCUCCCCCUUUCCCCACCACAUAUCCAGUCCUUAUAUCAUAGAGUUCAACCCACUCACUUGACAGAUGGCAAAACCGAGGCCGAGAGCUGCUUAAGACAAUGCCGAGGGUUCCAGUACCACAUCCCCUCCCCAUUCCCUUUGGCCUGUGUGCCCCUCUGAAGGGUGAGCUGAGAUCGGAUACCCCGACACAGCUCCCCAUUGCUGCUAACCCCUGUCUGGGGACUGUCCCCAACCCUCAAAGCGGUGGGGGUUCAGGGCCGAGGCCCCAGUGCCCCCUUCCACCGCUGGCUGCCAAGCAAAACCCCUGCCUUCACUGCUUUCCUUUGGGACGCCAGGGUUAGAUACCUGAGAACUCUUGACCUCCCACCAAAAGAGAGUGAAGAUACGGGAUUCCCUGGACCCGGUCCCCUGCCCCAACCACUUCUUCCUCUCCUAGAAUGCUCCAGUCAGGAAGGAACGGAAAGAGACCAGAAGCUUGAGGGUAUGUGUGUGUGAACGGAAAGAGACCAGAAGCUUGAGGGUGUGUGUGUGUGUGUGUGUGUGUGUGUGUAUACAAAUUUGCUGGGGAGCUUACUCCCCCAAAAUUUCAUUCAUUCAUUUAAACACGCAGGCCACAGGAUACCCCAUGUGGAGCCUCUAGCUGCCUGAAACUCUUCCUUCACCAGGGGUUUGGGGGCAGUUUAGCCAAAUUUCUCCGUUUUAGCUCACACAGGCAUUUUGGGAGACAUUUUGGGAAAGUUUGGCAUGGCUUGUCUUUGCCCAGGAUCUGCUUUUUCACAUUGGACCAGUAUGUGUAUACUGUGGGUUUUUUCCUGUCAGAUUGAUAAAUACAGGAUUGUGCUGUACUAGGGAAAAAAUUAAACAGAGGUGUGAGAAGAGGUUUAACUGGGCUACUGGAGCAAUGGGGGCUACCUCAGAUGGGAAAGGUGACAGGGCUUUCUGCAGAGGUGAAAAGUGUAAAGGAACUACGCAUUGGAGAGAAAAGAGCUCCAGGCAGAGGGAACUUCAGAUGCAAAGGCUCCGAAGUGGGCUAACUUGAAGCAUGGCCAGGUCAGGUGGCUGGAGCUGAGCCAACCAGAGGGGUGGUGGGAGAUGCUGAUGAGGUUGGGGAGGCCUGCAGAGGUCUCAGACCAGGUGGGAUCUGGUAAGAAGCCCUGAGGAGUUUUGAUUUUACCCUAGAGGCCUGGGAGGCCCCAGGAGAUUUUAAAUCUGGGGAGAGUCUGGAUUUCAGGUUUUGACUCUCCCUCUGGCUACCUCAUGAAGA
Molecule: messenger RNA, 7056 nt
Organism: Dama dama (fallow deer)
Lineage: Eukaryota; Metazoa; Chordata; Mammalia; Artiodactyla; Cervidae
Gene: UNC13A
Product: unc-13 homolog A
Exons: 41
Coding region: 156-5105 (1649 amino acids)
Biological process (GO): synaptic vesicle maturation; dense core granule priming; synaptic vesicle priming
Cellular component (GO): presynaptic active zone cytoplasmic component; presynaptic membrane; terminal bouton
Molecular function (GO): phospholipid binding; calcium ion binding; syntaxin-1 binding
Source: RefSeq, a predicted model, not a curated record